AUGCUUUAAAGUGAAGUAAAGAACUUUUUUGGCAUAAUUAAGCCUAAUCAAACACCAAGACUAAUUGGGUCUAAUAAUAAUAAGUUAAAAUUUUUCUUUGAAAGAAACAAACUUCCAGUUCCUUUGCUUAAAUAAAAAGAAUCCACAUAAAUACCUGAAAUUAAAUAAUAUGUAACUCAUACUGCUAGGAAAGAAGAAACUCCUAAAAGCAAAUUUCUUAAGGAUAAUGAUUAUUUUUACAAUUCUUUAGAAAAAAUAGUAAAAAAUGCCUUAUCUUCGGAAAUUGAAUCAACAGGGUCGCAGAAAAGACUAGAGGAGCAAUAAUUUUAUGAUUCAUAUAAAAAUAUUCAUAAGAACCAAAUAAAAUAUUUACCUAAUGACUACGUUAAACUUGAUGGUGCAGACUAUUACUAUGAAUAUUUUUAAGUUUGCUAACAAAAGAAUUUGUAUCCAAUUGCAACUGGAAUAGUUAAAGGUCAUGGCAUGUAAUCUUAAAGCUUGAGAUUAAAUGACUUUAGUUUGGGAAAGGAUUACUCAACUGCAAUAUUAGAAACAUUGCUGGAAUAAAAACUGAAAAUUCAAUAGAAAUAUAAUCUCAAAGUCUUUAAUUUCAAAAAUAAUAGACUCAGUGAUGAAGAUUCUCCAUUUUAAAGAUUAGUAACUUUGAAUAUGGAAAGCUGUAACAUAGGCUGUAAUGGGCUAAAGCAUCUAAGUUGGGGAAUGAGAGAAAAUUAUUGCUUACUCACACUUAAUUUAAGUAAUAAUAAUAUAACAGAUCAAGGUGCCAAAAAUAUCUAAAAUCUUAUUAAAACCAAUCGAAACUUAACAUGCUUGCUACUUAGAUGGAAUUAAAUAACUAACAAAGGAGGGAAAAGAAUAGCUGUAUCUCUUGCAAAUAAUUAGUUUAUCAAGAUAAUUGAUCUAUCAUUCAAUGCCCUUGGCACUGAUGAUCUAAUGUAUCAUGCACUAUUGAAGAAAGCUGAAGACAGUGAAAACGAGGAAGUGUAGACAAAGGCUUAAAUACUAAAAUCACUAUGCGCUUUCUAGCUCAGAAAAUGCUUUGAGUUGAAUAAAUGUCUGAUUCACAUUGAUCUUUCUCAUAAUAACUUUGGAGUAAAUGAAUGCAAUUAAAUGAAUGAAGGUUUGAAAGUAAAUUAAAUCAUCUUAGGUAUUCACAUGCUUGGAAAUAAGUUUGAUACUGACGCGAAGGGAUUUUUAAGUCAAACAGGAAUUCCUGCAGCUGCAUCACAUCUUAUGACUAGAAUAGGUGAUUAACUAAAAAGAGGAACAGCAAAUAAUCCUUUAAAAAUUGAACUUAAAGCAACCUCUAAUUGUUGGAUUUGUGAGGGAUGGACAAGCAUUAAAUUUUAACAUAAACCAUUAAGUUUAGAUGAUAAGAAUUCUUUAAUGCCAUUUACAAUUAAAGUUGCUGCGGUAUAUCUAAAUUUAUCAAUAGAUAAUUACAAGGGGGAUCUAAUGAAUAGUUCAUCUGACGGUACUACUUUUACUUUGAGAAGGAUGGUGCCUCCAACUAAAAUAAGAUACUAUUACACAGUCCAUUAUAAGAAGAAGGUUGGAAGGAAAAUUCUUAAAUUAGAAUAGAUUUAAUAUGAUAAUGAUUAAGUUCCUGAGGAGAUAGAUGAAAUGAUUAAAAUUGAUGAGCAAGAAAUCAAUGUCCCAUAAACUAAUAUUAUUGAGGGAAUUAUCUAAAAGCAAGAUUAUUUGACAGCUAAAAAAAUCAAAUAUCUUGGCUGCAAACCUAGAGAAGCGAGAAAUAAUGAAUCUACUCUGACUAAGUGUUUCGAAUUCGAUUGGAUGUGCGGUAAAAUUCAAAAACUCGUUAAGGAUUAAAAAGAUGAAGAGGCGCUUAAGAAAUUUCUCAAGGACAAUUAUAAGAAAAUCAGAGAAACCUAUAAAUAUUAUGCUGGAAUUUCACUCGUAAAUGGUGUUCCUGCCAUAGGGACUAAUGUUCUAAGUGAAUUCAUAACUAAUAUUAAUUUAGCAGAUGGAAAAUAAGUCAAGCUAUCUGACAUUGAUGUUGAAUUUAUAGCCACAAAUGUUUCAUCAAACUACUAAGGCAAGAUCAAGGCAAUGAAUCCUGAGAGACAUCUUUGCAGAUUUGAAUUUCUAGAGCUAAUUGUAAGACUAGCGAUAACUAAGUAUAAAAAGGGGAAAUAAGUAGGAUCUGUAACAUCAAUGGUAGAAAAAUUAUUUUCAGAUCAUCUCAAUGAAUUCAUAAAAGGAUUCAACAGUCAUUCAUGGAGAGAGGAAAGAUUCUGGAAUAAAGAAUGUGAAUAGGUAUUGGAAUAUUAUUUACCCAUGUUAAAAGCAUUAUUUCAAAAGUAUGCUAUUCCAACAAAUAAGUCAGGCCAUUAGAGUGGUCCUAAAAAUCUGAUAGUUUUUGAAUAAUUUUAAAGGAUGGUAUAGAGCUCGCUGUUGGUAUCUUAGAUCUUGCCACCAAGAGAAAUAAGUAUUGCUUUUAAUCUAGGCAUGAUGACCUAAGUGAAUGAAGUAGACUUUGAUAGACAUUGCCACAUGACGUUUGAAGAAAUGAUUGACGGAUUAGGAAGAGUUUCUGAUAAAUUUACUGAAAAGCAGAUUGACUAACUAUAGGCUCUCCACGAAAAUGAAGACCUUGAAGGAUAAAUAGACACUUCAAACAAUGGUAACAGAAGAGAUACAAGAAGAGACACAGAAGUGCUGGCAGGGGCGGAUCAAUCAAUGAUCGAGGGUUGGAAACUUCUAAAACUAGUAUCAUCUCAGUCAUAAGCUUAAAAUUUACUUAAAGCAUUUAAUGUAUACUGCGCUUGA
Messenger RNA from Stylonychia lemnae, 2811 nucleotides. The record is from the annotation of a GenBank genome assembly. NCBI's taxonomy places the organism in Eukaryota, Ciliophora, Spirotrichea, Sporadotrichida, Oxytrichidae.